CACAGCGUUGAGUCAACGUUGCAUCUGAGAGGCUGAGGCAGCGGCAUCCCCGAUCUGCUGUAGCGAGACAGAUGAGAUGACAUAGCGACUGGACCAGCUAACGUUGCCUUGACACCUGGAUUAGGAUCGUGGCAUUUCCCUCCCGUCUGUUUGCCGUGUUUUAAUUAGCUAUUUGCUUAAACUGGCUAGAUCGCAGGCUAGUCACCAAUGCUCUCAGUGAAGUGCCCUAGAUGUCGAUCUAACUUGCUGCAAGCUAGCGUUAGCUCGCUGCUGCUACCCUUCAGACAUUGAAGUGGCCACAUAAACAUGCGGAUCAUCGAGGCGGAGACCCCUGGGACAUCUCUAACGUCAAACGCUUUCUGCAGGACACGAGUUUCGACUGGCCCCUUACUGGACUCUGUAGUCUCUGUAGAGGAGAAAGAGUGACAGAUCUCAAGGACCAGAUUGCCCACUGAACUUUUUGCCUCUCAGACAGAUCGCCAGGGACCAUGCUGACUAUCUUAGCUGCUGGGUCUAUGUUCUUUCCAGGCCUUUUCCUACUGUCCAAACAAUGCCUGAAGUCAAUUCCAGCACUGAGGUGGAGCGAAGGAGAUGCAGUCAUAGUAUCUGCCAGGUUGGUGUCGUCAGUUCAGGCAGUCAUGGCUUCUUCAGCUGGCUACAUCAUUGCUUCUUCCUGCGAGGACAUCAUCGAGGACCAGCAUUGGCUGACUAGUGCUUACAUCUUGUUUGCUGUUCCCUACUUUGUGUAUGACAUCUACGCAAUGUUCAUGUGCUACUGGUACAAGCUACGGGUCAAAGGACACGAGGAGGCCUUGGCAGCACCCCAGCACAUGAGAUCAGCACUGACCAGCUACUUGCGUCGCGAGUUCCUCAUGGUGCUGCACCAUGUUGUCAUGGUCACCGUCUGCUUCCCCGUCUCUGUGUUUUGGCGACAAGGAAAGGGAGAUUAUUUCCAGGGUAUAAUGUUCAUGGCUGAGCUGAGCACUCCAUCUGUCUGCUUAGGAAAAAUACUCAUCCAGUACAAACAGCAACACACUCUCCUGCACAAAGUGAAUGGGGCUCUUAUGCUGAUCACUUUUUUCAUCUGUCGAGUCCUCCUCUUCCCUUACCUCUACUACGUCUAUGGAAGGUACGCGUCCAUUCCUUUCCACAUGGUUCCCCUGUCGGUGCCCUGGCACUGUAACCUCGGUGCUGCUCUGCUCAUGGCCCCCCAGCUCUAUUGGUUUUCCCUAAUUUGCAGGGGCGCCCUGCGACUAUUCAUGGGCUCCUCCCGCUCUCAGAGACCACGUGCGAGCAAAGCCGCAACCAAGGAGCGGCAGACGGAUGGCAACGCACUGCCCCAGCCUUCCAAUGGCUACAGCGCGCGCUCCACAGAGCCCGAGCUGGCCACUCACUGAGAAGAGUGGAGGGGUGUGGGGAGGGAAGGAAGGCGAAUGUACCAAUGAGUAUGUAAAGGAAAGAAAGCUGUGAGGGAAAAGUGAGACUUGUAAAAAGUAGCAAUAGAAGAAGAAAGCUACAGAUGAUGGCCUCAAAUAGUGCUGAAGUGUUUGUAGCCAGCAAUCAAACUCUAACCGCUGAAUGAUUUGGUUGCUGGCCUUCAAGUACUUCAGCUUCUCAGUUUGUAGGAAACAAUGGAGUGUUAGUGCACUCAGUAUUUAAAAGAUGUCAUCAGGCACUGUGACAGAUAGGAACAUGUACUGACCUGAGAGGAUUUUGCCUGGAUGUAUAGCAAGCAUAGGUGGCUAUUUCCCUCAUGUAGAUCAAAUUCAGUCCUCUCUGCCUCACGGUAUUCGAAGAGCAGGAAAAUAGGAAUGUAUUAUAUUGUAUGUUAGUACAUUUGCUGUAGAUGGAAGGCCUAAUUCAGUUUAGUAAUGGAGAAGACCUUCAAAAAAAAAAUCCUGGCUAAGCAGUAUUUUGACUUGUUAGUGUUUAUUAUCUGUAUCCUCUAUGUAGUCACUCUCACUCUAACAAAAUUUAAUCAACCUGCAGACUGAUUUACCUUUUAGAAGGGAGAUGAUCUCAUAAGACUGUAUUCUGCUGCCUUAUCCUUUUCCCCAUUCUUUGCAGUUUCUUUACAUUUUUAUUUAUUUUUACCCUAAGAGGAGAAGGACGAGACUUCCUCAGACAAAUGUGAUGGGUGUACAUAGCCAAUGUAAAAUUGUCCUUAUUUCCAUGUCAGUAUUAGGUCAAUGUUGAUUUUUCUUUUUUCUUUUUUAGGUUUUGUCUCAUUUCCUCAUCUGAUGUUUCUACAGACAUUUUUGAACAAUGACAUUUCAGCAUUACAACAAAACAUUUCAGUUUUACAGCUUAGUGUACGCAAACUACCCCCAAACGUUAUGGUAGUGCUUCUCGUUUCAGUGUAGAUAUGAUCUCAUUCCAUUUACUGGUAUCACGAAGUGUUUUUUGCAUACAAGAAAGUGAUGCACGGUAGCAGUCACUUUAAAAUGAAUUUACGUGUUUGUUUGUUUUUUAGUUUGGUGCUGAUGUAAAUCUCAAAGUAUCCAUUUGAUUGGCUGUAAUAUUUCACUAAGGGAUCCAGGAGAUUUGAGUAUUUAUAGCUUUGUUAGGGGACUUCUUAUGUUGCAGUUUGAAGGGAGACAAAAGUGAAACAUAAUCCAGUAAGGGAAGCAUUCCCUUGUGAUUGACAUGCAGCACAUUUGUCCAUGACAACUCAUUUUGAUAAUGCUAAUUUAUUUUUUAACCAUUAUUAAGUAUAUGAAUUGUUUAAACCGUUUAAAUUGUAUGAUUUGCUUCAAACAUUGAGCCGUUUAUUUGAGCCACUGGUUCUAUGAACCUUUUAUGAACAAACUGGCUAGUUUGAUCAUUUUAUGUCCGUUUAAAGGAGCUUCACUGAAAUAAAACUAAAAGAAAAAAAAUAAAACAAAGCUCAGAAACCAUAAAAACAGGGCAGCGUGUGCCAGAACAUCUGGACAACUGUGGGCAUGUUGAACACAGAACAUCCAUUCCCCCUGCUCCAUGAACUCAUAAGGUACUGCUUCUGACAAUACUAAAACAUUUCAACUGAUGUACUGUAUAUUCCACAAAAUGCUCGUUAUUUAUUUGUAUGUAUUUAUUUAUUUAUUUAUUUGGUUUGUGGUUUUGAAUGCAUAUUUAUGCAUACAUAUUAUACUAUAUGCUUCUGAGCCUUAUGUGAAGGCUGUAUUGUUACUCAGACUUAGCUAAAAUAUACUUCUCUGUCCUGA
Siniperca chuatsi (mandarin fish) is the source of this 3203-nucleotide messenger RNA. It is a transcript of the gene tlcd3bb, whose product is annotated as TLC domain containing 3Bb. Bases 489 to 1397 code for a protein of 302 amino acids. The transcript is spliced from 7 exons. The record is from RefSeq and is a predicted model, not a curated record. Gene Ontology annotation, cellular component: membrane; endoplasmic reticulum. Gene Ontology annotation, molecular function: sphingosine N-acyltransferase activity. Lineage: Eukaryota; Metazoa; Chordata; Actinopteri; Centrarchiformes; Sinipercidae. Gene Ontology annotation, biological process: ceramide biosynthetic process; lipid homeostasis.